Messenger RNA from Marmota monax (woodchuck), 966 nucleotides. RefSeq names its product olfactory receptor 10AG1-like. The record is from RefSeq and is a predicted model, not a curated record. NCBI's taxonomy places the organism in Eukaryota, Metazoa, Chordata, Mammalia, Rodentia, Sciuridae. The transcript has a single exon. Bases 1 to 921 code for a protein of 306 amino acids. Gene Ontology annotation, cellular component: membrane. Gene Ontology annotation, biological process: G protein-coupled receptor signaling pathway. Gene Ontology annotation, molecular function: G protein-coupled receptor activity; olfactory receptor activity.
AUGAAACACCAGGGAAAACCCCCAGAAGGAAACCUAACUGCAUGGAUGGAAUUUGUCCUUUUGGGGUUUGCUGAGGUGCCCCAGCUCCAGUGGUUUCUGUUUGGACUGUUCUUUGUCAUCUACAUGAUCACCCUGCUGGGCAAUGGAACCAUUUUGGUAAUAACAAAAGUAGAGCCUGCUCUCCAGAUGCCUAUGUAUUUUUUCCUUGGCAAUUUUUCCUUUUUGGAGAUCUGUUAUGUUUCAGUUACUCUCCCCAGAAUGCUCGUGAAUCUUGGGACCCAGAGAAGGACCAUCUCUUUGGUUGCCUGUGCUACACAAAUGUGCUUCAUUCUUGUACUGGGGGCCACAGAAUGUUUCCUUCUGGCAGUGAUGGCCUAUGACCGCUAUGUGGCCAUUUGUAACCCUCUGCAGUAUCCUCUGGUCAUGAACCACAAGGUCUGUAUCCUGCUGGUGGCUGCCUCCUGGAUCAGUGGAAUUCCUGUGCAGGUAGGUCAGACCUUCCAGGUUUUCUCCCUGCCAUAUUGUGCUUCCAAUGUAAUCAACCACUUCUUCUGUGACAUCUCCCCAAUACUUAAGCUGGCCUGUGGGGAAACCUUCACAAUUGAGCUGAUGGUCUAUGUGGCUGCUGUGCUAUUUGUCUCCGACCCAUUUCUCUUAAUACUCAUCUCCUAUAUCAAAAUCAUCUCCACAGUCCUUAAAUUGCCAUCAGCCACAAGCAGAGCCAAAGCCUUCUCCACCUGCUCAUCUCAUCUUACAGUGGUGGUGUUAUUCUUUGGAUCAGCUAUUAUUACAUAUUUAAGACCUGAGGCUAGUCAUUCAGCAGAAACUGACAAAGUGCUUUCUCUUUUCUACACUGUUGUGACUCCCAUGUUCAACCCCAUGAUAUAUAGCCUGAGGAACAAGGUGUUAAAAUGGCAUUGAGAAAAUUAUUAGGGAAAUAAUCUACUUGAAUAAAUGUAAGUUAUA